Tetrahymena thermophila SB210 is the source of this 2025-nucleotide messenger RNA. Its product is annotated as transmembrane protein, putative. The record is from RefSeq and is a predicted model, not a curated record. Lineage: Eukaryota; Ciliophora; Oligohymenophorea; Hymenostomatida; Tetrahymenidae. The transcript has a single exon.
AUGAGCUAGCCAGUGGUGAGAAAAAAUGCGCCUGUUUUUGAAUUUAAAGAUGACUAGAAUGAAAUAGAAAGUAUUGGGGUAAUUAUGUAGGAAGAAGAAAACUUCUAAGAAAAAGCUAAAAGAGCAUCACUUAAUUUUUAAAGUGCAAGCUAUUUGUCUAGUCUCCAAGAAGUCAACACAAAUUAUACUUCUAUGUAUGGUAUUAAUAUGUAGAGCUAAUAAAACCUAAAAACACCAAAGCAAUCAAGAUUAUAAAGUAAGACCAAAAUAGUGGAAGGGACUUCAACAGUAGUUUUAACUGUUAUUCUCUCAUUGAUAACAAAUAUUAUUUUCACAUAUCCAUUAAUCAUUUUAAAAAGUAUCUAUACUCUACUGACAGCGUUUAUUUACCCUUUUAGAAAACCAUGUUCAAUACGUGCAUUUGUUAAAAAAUGUUUGAAUCCAAUAGUUUAGAUAAUAUUUGCUAGUAGUGUUCUAUGUAUAGUUUACUAUGCGUUUGUAAAUAUGUCUUUGAAAAAAAGAGACUUUUAUGGUAUACUGUUUUUUGAUGCUUUCUUUUUGUUUUUUACAAAGAUCUCAAUCUUUAGCAUCUUAAAGCUAACAAAGUAAAAAGACUUAAAGUUAACAUGGAAAAAUGUAUGUUCUAUUAUUGAUCCUGGUAGCCAAAAUGGCCUUGUUUUGGACCUUAUUGAUAAAUAGAAAGAUAGUGAUAUUUAUAUGGACAUAUCAUGUAAUGAAGAUUCAUGGAAGGAAGAAUAUCUUAAAAUUAUAAAUUCAAACUUAGAAGUUGACCUAAAUAUAUAAAGAUUCAACACAAUUUAGACAGACAUCAAGAAUCCCCUUUCACUUGAGCUGAUUGGUUAUCAGUUUUUAUAAGGUUAAAACUAGAAACUUGGACCUAACUUUGCAUAACUUUUAAUUACUUAAUUAAUGACUAUAGCAAAAAUUUUAUGCAGUUUAGCAUUCAUAUAUGUUAAUAUACCAUUUAAUACAGAUGAUAUUUUCUAACUUUUAGCAAUAUCCUUAUUCUAUAUUAACGAAACAUAUUGUUUCAACAUUCUACUAAGUAAUUAAGACUUGCGCAGAAAGAUCAUUAUGUCUAAAGGAAUUAAUGAAUGCAUUAAAUUUACUGAUAUAGAAAUAGAAAAUGAUUACUCAAAGAGACUAGAUGUCACCUCAUGCAUUAGUCUUGAAACUUGGGACAAUUCCAGAAGAGCGAUUUACCUUUUUUUCCAAGACUAUUAUAAAACUUUUGAAAUGUGCUACUGCUGCAUCUUCAUAUACUAUUUGUUUAUUUUUAAUAUUUUACUUUCCAAGUUUUUUAAAAUUUAUAUCCUCUUUGAAGAAUUCUCGAUUUUUUAAAAUCCUAUGAUCGUUAUAUCAUCUAUCUUUAGUUUUAUGAUCUUAAGCGUUUUCCUUUUGUUCAGGUUCUACUUUGGAGAUAAAUAUAAUGAAACUAUUGACGAAGCUGGAGAAAAUAUAGAUACUUUAAUCGGAAUUUAUUAGGAUCUUAUCUAAAUGUAUGAUUACAAUUUUUAGUAAAAAACUAUUUCAUAGGCUACCAUCUCAAUAGUUUCAAAAAAUAAAUAGCAAUUAAUACCUUAGAGGUCUUAAAUUAUUCAAAAUGACCCUGAAGACAUGCAAAUAAUGUCAAGAUAGUUAGGUUAAGAUCCUAAACGCGCACAUAUGAUAACUUGCUAUGAUUUAAUAAUAGCUAAAAUUAAAUUUCUUUCUCGUUUUUACAUAAAUAGAGGAUUAGAAUUUUAAGGUAAAACUUACAAUAUUGCAGAAGAAAAAACUUUACAUCAAAAGAUGUUAAAAAAUCUAUUAAAAAGCUUUUAAAGAAUAAAAUCUUAGAUAGAAAUAGACUCUAAACAACUUUGUUAUAAAGUGCUUAAUUUAUUAAAACUUGAAUUCAAAGAAUCUCUUCUCACUUUAUCAAUUGGUUUAAUAUCAAUUUUACCAAAUGUUAUCCCAAAUAUAAAAACCCUAUAUAAGGAGAAUAUUUUUGACUAUUAAAAAUGA